This is a messenger RNA of Trichobilharzia regenti, 348 nucleotides long. NCBI's taxonomy places the organism in Eukaryota, Metazoa, Platyhelminthes, Trematoda, Strigeidida, Schistosomatidae. The record is from the annotation of a GenBank genome assembly.
AUGCUUCAGUGUUUGAAUAGUAGUAGUAGUAGUAGUAGUAGUAGUAGUAGUAGUAGUAGUAGUAGUAGUAGUAGUAGUAGUAGUAGUAGUAGUAGUAGUAGUAGUAGUAGUAGUAGUAGUAGUAGUAGUAGUAGUAGUAGUAGUAGUAGUAGUAGUAGUAGUAGUAGUAGUAGUAGUAGUAGUAGUAGUAGUAGUAGUAGUAGUAGUAGUAGUAGUAGUAGUAGUAGUAGUAGUAGUAGUAGUAGUAGUAGUAGUAGUAGUAGUAGUAGUAGUAGUAGUAGUAGUAGUAGUAGUAGUAGUAGUAGUAGUAGUAGUAGUAGUAGUAGUAGUAAAGAAAACAUUUUAUAA